CCACAUGGAUGUUCUAGCAAUAAUCAGUUAAGCUUCAGCAUUUGAGUCAUGCAGAUGUAUAGUUUCUGCGGAUUUAUAUUUUGGAUAGUGCAGCCUAAUGUUUUAUUUUUUAGUGUGUUGGAUAGGAUAUCAUUGCGGUGAGCUGGUCUUGAGUUCAGUCUAACGUUACCUAGCUAGUCUUUCUCGCAGAAUUCAAAGGAAGCGGAACGUGUCGACGGAGAUACUCAAAUCCACACGAUGAAUAACAAACCUGGGAAAAAGCAAAGCAACACAACCAAGAGGACUAUACAGUCUAACACUAAUGGGGUUACUUUCAACUCCAUCCGAAUAAAAAAAGAACCAGGAGACUUUGAACGGAAGGAAAUUGGUGACCAUUCCAAACGUCCUUUGCUGGAGAAGCAAAAGCACGUCAAGCAGCAUCAAACUACGUCCAACCAAGCGACCCGGUGUAGCAAGAUAUCGAGGAGUCCUGUGGUGAUACUAACAAAAUUGUCCAACGUGGUGCUUAAGACUCUUCUGAGAGAAACUAAAGUGCGUUUGGUGAAGGAGGAGACAGAGGCCAGGAGGGAUGAAGACAACAGUGAAGUCUCUUCUCCGCAGUUCUUUCCUUGUCCACACUGCACCAUCUCCUUCACUGACUGUUACUUCCUGGAGAACCACAUCAAGACCAAACACCAGAAGCAGUACCUGGCCAUGUUGAAAAGCCACGUCUCAAAGAGUAAAACCAUGUACGCCCCCACACACAGCUGUCCCCAGUGCAGCUGCAUGUUCCAUACCCCACGACAGCUACACAUCCACACCCGCCAGGCCCACCCCUCCGCCCUUCCCCAGAAACCUGCCCGUCCCCCCAGGGUUCCGGGGAAACUCCAUCCCUGCCCGCAGUGUGCCCGUAGAUUCCCGUACCUGGGAACCCUGCUGAAGCACUGCAAGAAUUUGCACAAAAUGGCUGUUUUUCGCACCGAUGGUCAUAUCAGUUGUGCUGACUGUGGGAAGAGCUUUGAAAAUUGCUGGGGACUAGGGCCACACCGUUGUCAAGAACCAGAGGGCACUAAACCUAAGGACACUAAGACGGUGGUCUGUCUGGAAGUCGGCUUCCAUUGCUCAGAGUGUGGGAAGAUCCUCAGUACUCCUACGAGCCUGGACACUCACAUGCGCAUCCACACUGGAGAGAAGCCGUACGAAUGUAAGGAGUGCGGCAAGCGCUUCUCAGAGAACAGCGGUUACCGUUAUCACUCGUUAAUACACUCGGGGCUCAAGCCAUUCAAAUGCCAGGACUGCGGGAAGACUUUCAAACGGAAGUCGCUCCUCUGGACUCACAUGUCGGUUCACACUGGUGAGCGGAAGUUCUCCUGCACCCAAUGCGAUAAGCGGUAUGCAAGCAGGGCCCAUCUGAAGCUUCACCUGCGAACACACUCGGGGGAGAGACCUUUCAAAUGCACCGUUUGUGGUAAAGACUUUGCUGACAAAGCUUAUCUGAAAACACACCUGAAGAUCCACAGCAACGAGAAGAACUACCACUGUGGGGUUUGUGGGCGGGCGUUCUUGAGGCUGGGGUUGUUGAAGUUACACAUGCGAUCACAUACCGGGGAGAGGCCCUACCACUGCACAGUGUGCGACAAGAAAUUUUUCCGACUCUCACACCUGAAGAACCAUCACCUGACUCACACGGGUGAGAAACCAUACACCUGUACCGAGUGCGGUAAAAGCUUCACUCAGUCUGGGGAUCUGUCCAAGCACAAGCUCCUACACACUGGGGAGAAGCCAUUUGAAUGCCCUGAAUGCCCCAGCCGGUUUAACCGUUCUGGUUCUCUGUCCAGUCACAUGAGGACCCACACUCACCGUGAUAUAAAGCCAUACUCCUGCCAAGAAUGUGGGAAGAGCUUUUAUGAACAGAGUCACGUCAAAGUCCACAUGAAGACCCACACAGGGGAGAGACCGUAUCCCUGCCCCCACUGCCUUUUCAGCUUCACUCGGAAAGCACAUCUCUCCAAACACCUGCCUAGAUGUCGUAAAUGAUCAUGGUUGCCAUUUUUUAUUACACCUUUUUUAUUAUGAAAUUCAUUGUAUUCAUAGGAAUCACUUUUAGAUGAAUCCACCACAGUAAAACAAUAAUGUUAUAUAGUCAUGGAAUACAUUGAAACAUUAUUAUACUGAGCAAAAAUAUAAACGCAACAUGUACAGUGUUGGUCCCAUAUUUCAUGGCUGAAAUAAAAUAUCCCAGAAAUGUUCCAUAAGCACAAAAAGCUUAUUGCUCACAAAUGUGUUUACAUCCCUGUUAGUGAGCAUUUUUUCCUUUGCCAGGAUAAUCCAUCCACCUGACAGGUGUGGCAUAUCAAGAAGCUGAUUAAACAGCAUGAUCAUUACACAGGUGCACCUUGUGCUGGGGACAAAAGACCCUAAAAAAUGAGCCAUUUUGUCACAAAACACAAUGCGAGAGAUGUUUCUAGUUUUAAGGGAGCGUGCAAUUGACUUGCUGACUGCAGGAAUGUCGACCAGAGCUGUUGCCAGACAAAUGCUAUGUUAGUUUCUUUACCAUAAGCCGCCUCAAGUCGUUUUAGAGAAUUUGACAGUACAUCCUACCAGCCUCUCAACCAUAGACCAUGUGUAUGGCAUUGUGUGGGCAAGCAGUUUGCUGAUGUCGAUGGCAAUUUGAAUGCACAGAGAUAUUGAGAUCCUGAGGCCCACUCUCGUGCCCUUCAUCCGCCGCCAUCACCUUGUGUAUCAGAAUGAUAAUGCACGGCCCCAUGUCGCAAGGACGUGUACACAAUUCCUGGAAGCUGAAAAUGUCAUAGUUCUUCCAUGGCAUGCAUACUCACCAGACAUGUCACCCAUUGAGCAAGUUUGGGAUGCUCUGAAUCAACGUGUAUGACAGCAUGUUUCAGUUCCCACCAAUAUCCAGCAACUUCACAGAGCCAGUGAAGAGGAGUGGGACAACAUUACACAGGCCACCAUCAACAGCCUGAUCAACUCUAUGCGAAGGAGAUGCAAAUGGUGGUCACACUAGAUACGGAUGGGUUUUAUGAUCCACGCCCAUACUUUUAUGUUUAAUUAAGGUAUCUAGGACCAACAGAUGUAUAUCUGUAUUUGCAGUCAUGUGACGUACAUAGAUUAGAGCCUAAUUGAUUUAUUUGAAUUGACUGAUUUCCUUUAUAUGAACUGUAGCUCAGUAAAUAUUUUAAAUUGUU
This is a messenger RNA of Oncorhynchus keta (chum salmon), 3185 nucleotides long. Its product is annotated as gastrula zinc finger protein XlCGF57.1-like. Bases 238 to 2016 code for a protein of 592 amino acids. The transcript has 3 exons. Lineage: Eukaryota; Metazoa; Chordata; Actinopteri; Salmoniformes; Salmonidae. The record is from RefSeq and is a predicted model, not a curated record.